CGUCUGAGCGACUAGCACACCACCCGUGUGUGAUUAGAUGUGCCGACUGUAACUUUGGUCUGAAGUGGAAGAGGCAAUCAGUGCUGCUGUAACUGAGACGUCCACGCAGGGGAUAGUAUAGACGGCCCCUCACUUUGUCAACAACCGGGAGUGUGGGUAAAGCGCACACCCAUCCUGCUCAGACAACUCUUAAGGGGCCACUCAGUCGUCUAUCGGGCUACGUCGUGCUACGGCGCUAUGGACAUUCGGUCCUAGUAACUUCUCACCUGGUCAUUGCUACGUUGCAAUUACCGACAAUUCGGUAAUAUUAAUGAGGUAGCGAUCGCAGCCGUCGAAAGCUCGGAAAUUUUAUUUGGUGGACUGUAAGAUUUCUAUACAACAACCUGUACGGCCUAACAGAAGAUUGUGCCGAGUACGGGGGUGAAGGCGCCGUGUGGAAUAGGAUACUUAGGCCCAUGUUUGGACUCCAAGACACGGGACUCCAACCAAGGGGUCCCAUGGCGACUUUGAAGGAAGAACCUCUCAACACCCAGUUAGGAAGUGUCAGAGGUGGUUGGAUGCAACCCGCUAUGUUAGACCAAAAUCCAACCAGCAUCGGGUUAGGUCGUGCCCAUUUCGAAAAACAGCCUCCAUCCAACUUAAGGAAGAGCAACUUUUUCCAUUUUGUGAUUGCCCUUUAUGACAAAUCGGGACAGCCUGUCGAAGUGGAGAGAACAGCAUUUGUUGGAUUCGUCGAGAAAGACCAGGAAACAGAAGGCCAAAAAACGAACAACGGCAUCCACUAUAGACUCCAACUAUUAUAUGCCAGUGGUGUGCGGCAAGAACAGGAUCUUUACGUCCGACUCAUAGAUUCGGUCACCAAACAGGCCAUUGUCUACGAGGGGCAAGAUAAAAAUCCAGAAAUGUGCAGAGUUCUGCUGACUCACGAAAUCAUGUGCAGUCGGUGCUGUGAUAAAAAGAGCUGUGGAAAUAGAAACGAAACUCCUUCCGAUCCUGUUAUCAUUGACAGAUUUUUCCUCAAGUUCUUUCUCAAGUGCAACCAGAAUUGUCUGAAGAAUGCAGGAAAUCCACGAGAUAUGAGGAGAUUUCAGGUGGUCAUUUCGACUCAAGUCAUAGUAGAUGGACCGCUUUUAGCAGUUUCCGACAACAUGUUCGUACAUAAUAACUCUAAACAUGGCCGAAGGGCUAAAAGGCUUGAUCCUACAGAAGUUCCUUCUGCAGCCACGCCUUGCAUUAAAGCCAUCAGUCCGAGCGAAGGAUGGACUUCGGGAGGAUCCACAGUCAUCAUCAUAGGAGAUAAUUUCUUCGACGGCCUACAAGUUGUAUUUGGGACCAUGCUGGUGUGGAGCGAGUUGAUAACGUCGCACGCCAUACGAGUCCAAACCCCACCGCGACACAUACCAGGAGUCGUAGAAGUCACUUUAUCCUAUAAAUCCAAACAAUUCUGCAAAGGAGCACCCGGCAGAUUUGUCUACGUUUCUCUAAACGAACCAACGAUUGAUUACGGUUUUCAACGGCUAGCCAAGCUGAUACCUCGUCACCCGGGUGAUCCAGAAAAAUUGCCUAAGGAAAUUAUAUUGAAAAGAGCAGCCGAUCUAGCGGAAGCCUUGUACAGUAUGCCUCGAAACAACCAGCUAGCCCUUCCUGCACCCAGAUCCCCCGCCCUUAACAAUGCCACAGCUAUGUCCGGAUUCAAUGCCUAUGCCGGACAAUUGGCUGUCAAUGUUCAAGAAAACGGUGGAGAAUACGGACGAGCUCAAAGCAGCAGUGUUUCUCCGAGAGGAUACGGUUCCAACGCUUCUACUCCUCAUAGCAGCAAUGGCAGUUCCUACGGCACCGGUGCCAUGAACGGAGGUUAUGGAAGUCCUACCAAUCUAGGAAAUAUGGCAGUGCCAGGAUCACCAGGUUUAUUCAACGGUACAUCAAGAAUGGGAAGCAUUGUAUCAUCACCGUUCGCUGCAAUGAACCCAUUUGCUUUAUCAACAUGCAACGGCCAAUCGUACGGUAGCUCCAUUGUAUCAUCGGCAAAGUGACGUCACAUGGAUCACGUGAACCGUGAAAUCCAAUGAUGAUACAGGAAAAGGGUGAUUCCGUCUCUUCGCAAUCGCGCUGCAAGUCGCAAUGGUAAGCGCUCGCUCAAGAGAGAUCGUCUUGGGUCUUAAAGGUAUCCUACCUUUGCAACCCAUCAGCUCACUCGCCACCAAAACAAUGACUGUGACAACUUCCUGACCGGAAAGAGACUCCAUUUUUUGUCUUGUCGUGUAC
This is a messenger RNA of Centruroides sculpturatus (bark scorpion), 2265 nucleotides long. It is a transcript of the gene kn, whose product is annotated as transcription factor collier-like. Gene Ontology annotation, biological process: regulation of transcription by RNA polymerase II. NCBI's taxonomy places the organism in Eukaryota, Metazoa, Arthropoda, Arachnida, Scorpiones, Buthidae. Gene Ontology annotation, molecular function: DNA-binding transcription factor activity, RNA polymerase II-specific; RNA polymerase II cis-regulatory region sequence-specific DNA binding. The coding region runs from base 456 to 2033 and encodes 525 amino acids. The record is from RefSeq and is a predicted model, not a curated record. The transcript is spliced from 14 exons.